AUGCUGACUGGAGUAGCCCGCUGUUUCAAGUCCAACACUCCCUAUUACCACGCCGGAAUCCUCUGUUUUUACCACAGCGGCACCUGUCUUUGACAUCUUUCUCGCAGAGUAGAAGUACAUCCGGUGAAAAGGAGGAGUGUAAACAUCAGUCCUUGCCUUAUUUAGGACGGGAGCAAGAAGAAGACAGAAGACCAGCUCUUGAAACUGAUAGAUCGGUGCCGUCACGUGUCGGCCGGAGCACCAAGACGCCGACACCAGCAACCGACAUGCACGGACCCGUUACGGCCUCCGCCGAGCAACGCUGAUUGGGCUGCUUGUUCCUUAAAUUGGAGGGAAGAAGAGAGUGUGGGGGAAGAGUGGAGAUGGGGGUCUUGGGAGAAGGGUCGAGGUGGUGCUUCUGCUCGGGCGGAGGGAGGUCGGAGAGGGUGAAAGGUGGCAUCUUUUGCUCCAAAGGUCCCGCCUUGGCCGCCAUCUACGCCGCCGGGGGUGGGAGUGGCGGCGGCGUGGGGACUGGGUUCCUUAUUCAUCGUAACCUCCUUCUGACGACCCAUGCCAACCUCCCUUCCGCCGCCGCCACAGAGGCCGCCGAGAUCCGCCUCUGCCAUGACCGUUUACCUGCCCGCCUUGCCCCCCAGAGAUUUUUCAUAACCAGUUCUGUUCUCGAUCUUACUAUAGUGGGGCUUGAUAUUCUGGAUAGUGACUCACCUUCAGAGGUGCAGCAGCCUCGUUACUUGAAGACCUGCUUCAAUCCAAAUAUAGAUCUGGGUAAUGUGGUUUAUCUUUUAGGGCACACAGACAAAAAGGAGCUGGCCGUCGGUGAGGGAAAAGUAGUGAUAGCCACUGACAACCUCAUAAAACUGUUCAUAGAUGGGGUGGCAUGGUGCCCUGGAUCCGCUGGUUUUGAUGUUCAUGGAAACUUAGCUUUUAUGGUAUGUGAUCCCAUGAAACUUGCCUCGUCACCCACCGGAAGAUCUGCAUCCUCUUCGUCAUCUCUAUCAUGGAAGAAAGAUACUUCUAUGCAAUUUGGGAUCCCAAUUCCAGUCAUUUGUGAUUGGUUACAUCAGCACUGGGAAGGGAGCUUGGAUGAGGUUAGCAAACCCAAGUUGUCUAAGAUUCGAUCAAUGCCCACAGGACAGAAGAGUGGGAAUUCUUGUGCUUCUUUCACCCUUCGCCGCGUCUUCAAGGCAUUUGAGGAGGUGAAUGAUAAUAUCUUGUCAUCCUCACCUGUCAAUCGAAGAUCAAAGUUUCAGCUUGGAUCAAGCUGUUCAGCAAAUUCAAAUGCAAUGUUCUCCCACGACGAAAACAUGGCUAUUGAUUUAAGCUGUACCCAUGAACAGGGGAUUCCAACUCCGGAGAUUUUUGAAUCACCAAAACUCAUUUCUGGGCCACUUCAGAAGAAGCAAUAUGCUCCAAUCCAGCUCUUGGACAUUAAUUUCCCUCCGAGGGCUCCGAGAUCUAUCAUUUUGCCACCGCCGCUUAAACAAGUACUCUCUGAUGAAGAUAAUGUUCGAGGGUCUGAGCCUGGAAAUGUGUUGAGAGAAUAUGACUUGUCACCAAAGGAUGUACCACAAGCCAGUCGUGAAGGGAAAUAUAAGCUUCCCCCAAUCGGCACUUGGCAAGAGGAUCGCUGCAGUGUGCAGUCCAGUUCAUCUCCAUUGGAGAUAUCAGAGUUGCAGCAUGAAGGCAAUGGAUUUGGUAGUGAAGAGGAUACCAUGUACUCUGCUGAAACCAUGGAAAGCAGAAACAUCCCAACCCCCAAAGAAACCAACCUCCAACAAGUAGGUAGGAGCCAGAGCUGUGUGAACUACAGCAGAUGGACUUCCACUCGGAGGAUGCCGACGGCACAGAGAUCAGCCUCGCAGAAGCAGCGUGCCUUAACUCCUGCAUGUAAAACACAAUCACAGACCUCAGCAUUGCCCCAAAGGAGCCAUGAUUUCCACAGUUCAAAAGUCUCAUCAAACAUGAAGCGGAAUAGCUUAGAGAAUCCAAGGAGACCCCGUCGAAGCACGGUGCAAAAGCCUCAAAGAUGGAUGUUCUGAUCAUUUGUUUGUCGGCAAAGAAAAAAAAGAGAGAAGAAACACCUUCGAUCAGCUUGUUGAAUCUGGAAUUAUGCUUCUUGUUAUGUUCGUGCCGAUACACUAGCUUUUUUGUUUGUGUGUUUGAUAUGUGCAUAAUGUUGUUAGAUAAAUAAGCAGAUCCAAUCUAAAUGUUCAGAUCUGAUGGGUGAUUGUCAGGCUAUUAUGGGAUAUUGUAGCUCUGUAAAUCUGAUUUAUUCAGUGUUCCUCUCAUCUUCUUAUUGAAUGAAAGGAAACAAAAGAAGGAAUUCUUCUCUCCUUGUUGAUUAA
Molecule: messenger RNA, 2345 nt
Organism: Musa acuminata subsp. malaccensis (wild Malaysian banana)
Lineage: Eukaryota; Viridiplantae; Streptophyta; Magnoliopsida; Zingiberales; Musaceae
Source: RefSeq, a predicted model, not a curated record